UUGAGUUCUUUUUUCUGUUUAUUUUGUAACCCCCCCCCCCCCCAACAUCACUACUGUUUCUAUCAGAUUAUUUAUAAACACAUAAAACUUGAUGCUAAUAGUGUUGACAUACCUCUGCUGCCAAUGUGUCAAGUGCUUUUAGACAUUUAACUUGGCUGUGAGCUUGAGCCUAUUUGGAUACAUGGUGUUAAAUUGGAUAUAAACGUAAACACCUUUAAUGAAAAAGCAGAGUUGUGGCUUAUAAACUUAGACAGUUUUCUAUCAUUCAGAAAAAGUGAAAAUAAAUGAAAAUGAUGUUUCAUAGGUAUGCAUACCCUUUUAUAAUAAAUGCUGUAGCUAACAAGUUGCAGUUGCAUUCAACAUUAUGUCUAGGUGUAAGUAGUAUAGAUAUCUUAAGUGAUUCUGUUAUCACUUAACAGAAAAUUUAAUUGAAAUUUUUUAAUUGAAAAUUCCUGAAAUGUUCCAUGUUUCAUCAUCAUUGUUGUAUAACCUUGGUCCAGAAGGAGCUGACAAAUUAUGCACUGUAUCUUGGUGUUGAAAGAUAGUAAUUAGAAGAUGAAUACAGAAGAUUAUCAAAACCAGUGAUGGUGACAGAGUUGGUGGCAGGACAAAGAGGAAACUUAACUUGAUAAGGAUGUUACGAUGAGGCCUACAGCAAUAUCAAAGAAGUAACAGGAAUUUCUGGCAGUUAGUGGUAGUAUGAAACCAAUUUAUUGUAUACAGCACAUAUCUUGGCUAUGGGGUAGGAUGGAAAAUAGAACAUCCAGGACAGUGAUUUUUCAACCAGUGUGCCGUGGCACACUAGUGUGCCGUUAGAGAUCGUCAGGUUUGCCGUGGGAUAUUAUCAGGGUGCACUGGAUUAUAAGGCGCACUGGCAAUGAAUGGUCUAUUUUUCAUAUAUAAAGCGCACCGAACUAUAAGGCGCAUCUGUCCCUAAAUGGAACACCGCUCACUACGUCAUCAUGUCUGUGACGCGAUGAUGUACAGGUUACACACACAUUUGCUCAGAUGCUAAGUUAGAAACAAUGUUAAUUAGUUGGAGUUAGUGCUGCGUGACACGUGACCGUGGCAGUUUGGGGUCACAGCAAGACAAGCGAGUGACAGUGAUGUUUUUGAGAAGGGAAAAUGCAAAUGCCGAACAGGGCCCUGGACAAAAUUAUGACCCAGAUGAAGGCCCUAGUAUGAGUGGUCGACAAAAGAAAAAAGUGAGCUCGAGGCAAUACAGCGAAAGCUAUCUUUCAUUUGGAUUCACUUUCACCGGGGAUGCAACGGCACCGACUCCGCUGUGCUUGGUGUGUGGCGAGAAGCUAUCCAAUAGCGCCAUGGUGCAAAGCAAGCUUAAACGCCAUAUCCAAACGAAAUACCCUUCCGUUCAAAACAAGCCAAUGGACUAUUUUUUUACGCUUGCAUACAAACAAUGAGAAACAGUCAAUUUUUUUGAGAAAAACCACAAAGGUAAACGAGAGAGCCCUCAAAGCUAGCUACUUUGUUGCUGAACUUGUAGCUAAAUCAAAAAAGUCCCACAUUGUGGCAGAAACAUUAAUACUGCCAGCUUGUAAAGCCAUUGUAAAUGAGAUGCUCGGCCCUGACGCGGCCAAAGAGAUAGCUAAAGUGCCUCUCUCAGAUAACACGAUUGCCAGACGUACUGAUAUGUCUGCGGAUAUCGAAACGGUUGUUUUAGAAAAGAUGCGCAUCAGUAAGAAAUUUGCCUUGCAACUUGAGUCGACGGAUAUUAGUGGACAUCGUCAGCUCUUGGCCAACACGCGUUUUGUGGAUGGAGAAGCCAUUAUAGAAAACUUCCUAUUUUGCAAGACACUGCCAGAAAAAUCAACUGGAGAGGAAAUAUUUCAGGUCACGUCGGAAUAUCUUGACAAAAGCGGGCUUACGUGGGAAAACUGCAUAGGUGUCAGCACUGAUGGAGCCGCAGCCAUGGUCGGGUGCACCAAAGGCUUCGUAAGUAGGGUCAAAGAAAAAAACCCAGAUGUUAUUGUUACACACUGUUUUUUGCACCGUGAGGCCCUUGUUGCAAAGACCUUACCAUCAGAUCUAGCUCCUGUGUUGGAUGAUGAUGUGUACAUAGUGAACUUUGUGAAGACACGACUUUUGAAAUGUUGCUUAUUUGCGUCUUUGUGUGAGGAAAUGGGAGCGGAACAUAGUCUUAUUACUCCACACAGAGGUCCGGUGGCUGUCGCGUGGCAAAGUGCUGGCCCGUGGCACACAUUUGAAAACUCUUGGGGAGAAGUUAUUUUAUUUCUCUUCAGCCUUCACAGAAUGCCUUGACUGGGUUAGGGACCCAUACGGCUCAGCAUCAGUUGCCGGAAAGGACAUGACUUUAAAGGAGCAAGAGGAACUCAUUGAACUGAAACAAGGUCGUGGUUUAAAGCUAAACUUUGCUGACCUUCCUUUGGACAGUUUUUGGUUACCUGUUGCCAAGGAGUUCCCCAUUCUGGCCAACAAAGCUAUUUUGACAUUGCUCCCGUUUUCGUCCACAUAUGUGUGAGCUGAGCUUCUCAAGCUUGCGAUAAAAACUAAAAACAGAGAGAGACUGAGAGCUGUUGAGCAAGAGCUUCGUGUGUCUUUCUACCAUUACUGCCAGGAUAUCCAUUUUGUGUUCAUCGAAACAGCCCCAGGUUUCACAUUAACAAAUUAGCACGAAGCUAACUCACCUGGUGUACCUGGGGCCUGUUGUUCUGGAAAGAUCCACUUGUGUGUUUCAAAAGUGAGUAAUGUUUUUGUUUAAAAUGUAUAUUGUUUAAACUAUACAUAAAUGAGUCUUGUUUGAGGUUUAAGGUGGUGUUAUUGUGAAACACGUUUUGUUUUCUUUCAUAGUACUGCCACUACCGUAAUACUUUGGAUAUUACUUUGAGUGUUACUUUGAGUAUUACUUUUGGUAUUACUUUGGGUAUUACUUCUGUGAAUACUUUUUGUUAUUACUUUUAUGGGCUUUGGUUAUUGAUUUUAUUUGUUUAUUGGUAAAUACAUUAAGAUUGAUCAUAGGUGAUUUGUAUAUCACGAUUUGAACCGAUAAAAAGCUGUUAUUUUGGAUAGUGAAUUUUAUUUCUGUUUUUUUCAAUUCUCAGUCUCAAACACACUUUUAGGGAAUAAAAGAACCCCAUUGUUUUUGUUGGUCCUGUGCAUCAUUUCCAACGGCCACAUUAAUAUAAAAAAUGCUUUAAACUAAUUACUGUAAUAAAUGCUAAAAUUUCAACAGUAUUUCUCUGGUUUACCAUGGCUGUGCGCGCACACACAC
This is a messenger RNA of Tachysurus fulvidraco (yellow catfish), 3250 nucleotides long. RefSeq names its product SCAN domain-containing protein 3-like. Bases 1264 to 2280 code for a protein of 338 amino acids. The transcript has 2 exons. The record is from RefSeq and is a predicted model, not a curated record. Lineage: Eukaryota; Metazoa; Chordata; Actinopteri; Siluriformes; Bagridae.